This is a messenger RNA of Capronia epimyces CBS 606.96, 2094 nucleotides long. RefSeq lists its product as uncharacterized. The coding region runs from base 1 to 2094 and encodes 697 amino acids. The transcript has 2 exons. NCBI's taxonomy places the organism in Eukaryota, Fungi, Ascomycota, Eurotiomycetes, Chaetothyriales, Herpotrichiellaceae. The record is from RefSeq and is a predicted model, not a curated record.
AUGCUUCAACUGUUGCCCAAGUCUCUCGCAGCCAAAUUCGACCAUCCAUCAACGUCGGCAUCUCAUGAACGCCACUGGAGUACAGGCUCUGCCAGUAGCGAUGGUCUCCUCGAUCCCGUCGGAUCACCACGGGCGCGACGGGCUCACCGACGCCAAUUGAGUCGUCCCAGAUUCCAGCCUCGAAAGGCGAUAUGGUCGACGGCAGCCAUUGCCUUGUUGAUCGUCGUCGGCCUAUUGUGGUCGGUCGAGCCGACACCUCUGUCACAACAACGGCCUGAUGUUCAAGCACAAGAAGAGCAGGGACCUAUACCAAUCGGCCAGUCGCGAGAUCGUAAUGGAAGAGAGGUCUUCUGGUGGGAACAGUUCGAUUUGCUCCAUGGCUUCUACCGUGGUCGCAGGAACAUUGUCCCCUUCUGGCAGUACGUCCCUGAGCAACAAGCCGACUCAGUUGAUCCCUUCGACCCUGGCCGUCACAAUGAUGGCGACUUGAUCGCGGCGCCCUCUUUGGUCCCGUCGAAUAUGGAGAUUUGCUACAUAAAUGAGGAGAGAGGCAUUUUGCCGCCCACCAUAUCUGCAAGACAAGGCCUCCCACAGGGAAUGCCAGCACCUCUAUUUGGCUCUCAGGAAGAGCUCGGGAUCAACAAUCAAAUCUGUUAUGACCGAAUCAACCGGUAUGCUCCGUACGGCUUGGGCCUUCCCCAGGAUCAGGGUGGUUUGGGUCUGAGUGGGGAGGGUGACAAUCACGGCCUUGAUCAUGUGCAUCCCAUCGACUGGCGCCCUGUCAAAUGGCACCGUGCACAGCAACAGUGUCUUAAGAAGAACAAAAACCAACUCAAAUCCCGGACUGCCUUUGUCGUUCGUACAUGGAGCACUUACAAAUACACCGCAUACGAUAUCACGAUGCUCAGAGCUCUUGUCAGCGAGCUUGCUUUGACUUCUAGAGGUCAAUAUACGGUUCAUUUUCUCAUUCACGUUCAGGACGAUACUAUUCCAAUCUGGGCUUCUCAGGAUCUUUAUGACCAGACUCUCAAAGACAGCCUGCCGGAAGAAUUCCAGGGCAUGGGCGUGCUCUGGUCUGUGGCACAGAUGAAGUUGAUAUAUCCUCCGCCAUUUCCUGAGAGCAUUGUCAACUUCUCCGGGGGCGACAUUUACGAGGCUUAUCGAUCCUUGCAUUUUCCAAUGCAAUAUUUUGCAUCCCGACACCCCGAAUAUGACUAUUUCUGGCAUUGGGAAAUGGACAUCAGAAUUACCGGACACUAUCAUGAGUUAUUGCACCGGAUCACAUCAUGGUCGGAAAAGCAACCACGAGAGUAUGCAUGGGAACGGUCGUCCAAAUUCUACAUUCCUUCGCUGUACAACAAUUCUUACGAAACCUACGCGCAAUCCGUCGUUGCAGAAAUGAAAGCCUCCAAGAAAGCCCCCAUCUCAGGACCGCAGCUACCAGCUGAGCAUCUCUUCAACAUUCCACCGCAGCAGACCCCUUCAAAUUCGGACGACAUAACAGAUCUCAUCACUUUUAAUCCACUCUUCGACCCAACCCACACUCUCUGGGCCUUUCGUGACGACAUCACCGGCUACAACGUUGCUGCAGACGGCCGGCCGCCCUCUCGUGCCGCGCUCAUCACUGCCUCUCGAAUGUCUCGGCGACUCCUUCUGCUCAUGCAUGAAGAAACUUACCGCCACAAACAUACCAUGUUCCCAGAAAUGUAUCCCGCCUCGAUUGCGUUGCACUAUGGUCUCAAAGCGAUCCACGCCCCGCUUCCAGUGUAUUUUGACCGCCAUUGGCCUGCCGCCCACGUCAACGAGAUCUUCAACAAUGCGCCCCUCAGUGAAGCGAGUAAACAUGCAGGUAUGGACCACGGGAAUGGAUACUUUCAUGGUGAGAACGGGAGCGUGUUUGGACCUGGGGAACACGUGUUCAGGGGCUCGACGUACUACUCCAACGCCGGGUUUGCGGGGUAUCUAUGGCGACGAUGGUUGGGAAAAGAGAACGGCAAUAAUGAGAUCCAAUGGGAAUCUGAGGGCGGCUCGGGUGGUGGAAGGAUGUGUUUGCCCAUGAUGGUCUUGCAUCCCAUCAAAAAUGAGCGACGAUAA